AUGCGCGCCGCCGGUGCGCAUGAGAAUGAAAACUGCACUUUCGAGGACUCUGCCCGCGUCGCGAACGCAAAUUCGAGCGCGAGAGGAGCGUCGUGGCGCGCCGCGCACAGAGCUGAGUUCGCCCAAAGCGUCGCCGAGGCGCACGAGGCGACGGCGAGCGCGACGGUGAUCGAUUUCUUGGUGAACGACGACGCGCUGCUCGGACCGCGCAAGUGGUUGGGCGCGGCGGUGACCUCCACGGGCGAUAUCUACGGCGUCCCGAGUCACGCUCGGAAGGUUUUACACGUCGAUCCGAGGAACGGGACGAUGGAACUCAUCGGGAGCGAGUUGACGAUGACGCACUUUAAGUUUCUACGCGGCGUCGACGGGAAAAAUGGACACUGCUACGGCUUGCCCGCGUGGGGCGAGGGCGUGUUGAAAAUCGACGUCGAGACGGGCGAAACGAGCAUGAUCGGGGUGGGAUUAUAUAAACAGAUGAAGUGGCAGUGGCACGGUGGGUCGCUCGGGAGCGAUGGCGCGCUGUACGCGGUGCCGUGUAACGCUUCGUCGGUGCUCAGGGUGUGUACGAAGACCGAGCAGGUGAGCUUCAUAGGCGAGGACGUCAUACCGAAGAUGAGGAACAAGUGGUACGGCGGUAUCAAGGCCCCCGAUGGGUCGAUUUACGGCGUCCCUUACUGCGCCGAUUCCAUCAUUCGAAUUGUGCCGGAGACGCAGUCGGUGGAGUUGUUGGAGCUCAAGGGGGCGAAAUUGGAGCGAGACACGUACGCGUGGCACGGCGGCAUCUUAGCCCCGAACGGUUGCAUUUAUUGUUUUCCAUCCCAUCACGAGCGCGUGAUGAAGAUUGAUACCGCAACGCGGGAGUGCACGUUGAUCGGUCGAUCGCUCGGGGAGAAGCGGUAUAAGUUUGGCGGUGGAUGCGUCGGCCCCAACGGCGACGCCGUCUACGCGUUUCCGAGCGAUUACCACGCGGUGUUGAAGAUCGACACCACCACGGACGAGGUCUCCCUCGUUGGAGAGGGCUUACCAGGAAUGCUCCCGGAUCUACUGAACAAGUGGCAGAACGGAGUUUUGGCCCCCGACGGAUACAUAUACGGCGUCCCGUGCGACGCUCCGUCCGUGUUACAAAUCGACCCGCGCGCGGAUUCGUGCAACUUUUUGGGAUCUCUGGGCGACUUGCCCGAUAAGUACCAAGGUGGUUUUCUCGACAAGGAUUCAGGCGUCGUCUACUGCGUUCCAGAGAACGCGGAGAACGUCUUGAGAAUCUGUCCACCAGGAUCGACGCCGAAUCCGCCCGCGCGCGACGGCGCCGCCCACGACGCCAAACCGCGCCGCGCGUCCCCCCCCGACGCCUCCGAUGACCCCUAG
This is a messenger RNA of Ostreococcus tauri, 1365 nucleotides long. Its product is annotated as Six-bladed beta-propeller, TolB-like. Lineage: Eukaryota; Viridiplantae; Chlorophyta; Mamiellophyceae; Mamiellales; Bathycoccaceae. The record is from RefSeq and is a predicted model, not a curated record. The transcript has a single exon. Bases 1 to 1365 code for a protein of 454 amino acids.